Messenger RNA from Daphnia carinata, 1333 nucleotides. Its product is annotated as retinol dehydrogenase 12-like. Bases 236 to 1231 code for a protein of 331 amino acids. NCBI's taxonomy places the organism in Eukaryota, Metazoa, Arthropoda, Branchiopoda, Diplostraca, Daphniidae. The record is from RefSeq and is a predicted model, not a curated record. The transcript has 6 exons.
GAGACCUAUAACCAUUUAAUAUCCUCACCAGCUGCCGAAUACUUUCUAUUCGCCUUGCCUCUCUCCAUGACGAGGAUGAAGAAGAAAAAGAGAAAGCGAGAGCGUCUCUCCUAAACUUUCUCUCGUCAAUUUAAGCCUGAGGGUAAGGCUACUCGAAGGGCCGUUCAAUUCUUGUGCUAUCACUUGUAUUCUGAGUGGUCUUCUAGUAGGACGUGCAUACGCCAAGCCUUCAGAAAUGGGUUGUUGUAGCAAUAUCUUCGUCGAUAUUUUUAUGUUUGUUAAAAUGUUAAUCCUUAGCACGAAGUUCCUUCUUUCGGAGGCUUGCAGUUCCAUUCGACCAUUGGAAGACCCCUUGAAAAGAGAAAAGGAAUAUGCCGUCAUCACCGGUGGCAAUCGCGGCAUCGGAUGGUAUACAGUUAAGGGGUUAGUCGAAAAUGGCAUGAAAGUGAUUGUUGGUUGCAGAGAUGGUGCAAGCAAAGAACUGCUACUUAAAUCAGUUGAGAAAGCUGGCCUGCCAUCUGGUUCUGUAGAAUGGAUCAAUCUGGAUAUGUCAUCUAUGGAUUCUGUCCGUUCCUUUGGACAGGCCAUCCUUGACAAAAAUGUGCCCAUCAGCCUUUUGAUCAAUAAUGCUGGAAUCAUGUUUACACCAUACACUCUGACCAAAGAUGGCUUCGAAUCACAAUUUGCUGUCAAUUACCUUGGUCACUUCCUGUUGACUCAUCUACUUAUGCCACGCCUCUUGGCUGCUGGAACUAAAGAUCAACCAGCUAGAAUUAUCAACUUGUCCUCAACAGCUCAUGCUUUUGGGCAUUUUGAGAUCAAUGAUCUUCAAGCAAAGUCUCAUUACAACAAAGUAGGUGCUUAUUCACAAUCAAAAGCUGCUCAAAUUAUGUUUACCAAGGUGUUGGAUGAGCGGUUAUCUAGCGAAAACAAGCCAGUGAAAGUCUAUGCUGUUCACCCAGGCUUUAUUAGAUCAAAUUUGUAUACACAAACAUGGUACACGAAACUUGUUUCCCUCACAAUGGGUUUCAUGUUCAAGACUGAAGAACAAGGUGCCCAACGUGUUUUGUACUUUUCCUUGUCGCCGCAAGUAGAAGACUUAAAUGGCGAAUAUUUCGAAAACUGCGAAGUAGUCAAACCGAUAGCGCUGGUUCGCAACCGAGAGACCCAACAAAAAUUGUGGGAGAUGUCGUGUCAGUUACUUGAUAUCUCUAAAUUUGGGGGUUUGUAAUUUUCUUUAUUUCUCUUAUUAAUCCUGUGAUCAAUAACAAGGAUUUUAUUUGGUGCUGAUAUAAUCUAAUGGUAAAUGAAUAAAUGGAAUCAUCUUAUCCAA